CACACUCUCCACUGUGCCACCUAGCUGCCUCCUAAUGGCAAGAGUUGAGACUACAUUCCAGGCAUAGAGGACUAUUCAAGUAUAGGGGCAGGAGAAAGCAGGUUUGAGAUCAAUCAAGCAACAAGCAUUAAUUAAUGGCUUAUUGUGUGCCAGCCACCAUGCCAGGCUUUGCCCUACAAAGAAGGGCAAAGCAGCCAUUGGUUUAGUUUGUCUGGAGCAUAAGCCUAUACAAAGGGGAGGAACGUCCAGUAACGUUGGAAAGGUCCUUUCCAGCUUGAACAGUCUACAGCCAUACCUUUCUGUCUCAUCCAAGGCUCACUUAGCAAGAUGGCAUCUGCUGCCCCUCGAGGUCACAACUGGACACAUUCUCAGCCAGCUGCAGAUGAAGAUAGUGAGGACCCCGUGGAUCAGAUGAUCUCACGAACAGGUUGCAUGGCCUUUCACCACGCUGUGCAGGAGUGUAUGGCUGAGCACCAAGACUGGAGGAAGUGCCAGGACCAAGUUAAGGCCUUCAGGGAGUGCAUGAGCCAGUACCAGAAGCACAGACUGGAAGAGCUGCAGAGGAAGCAGAAGCAGGUCCCUACUGACGGCUGAAACACCCAGAGAACUAGCCUAAGGAGGCGGACACCUACCUAACUCAGUAUGACAGUAAGGUCCUGGGAAACAGAAGAUCUGAACAUAUGGAGGGUGCUCCUAGAGAGAAGACAACUCAGAACAGCCAAUUCAAUUCAAUGCAAAUUAACCAAUGUUUAUUAAGCAGAUACUGGGUUAGAAUCCAGUACUUAGGGGAAUAAGAGGGAGAUGAGGAGGGAGAAAUGUGCUAAAGAGGCCUCUUAAAGACUCUUACCCAUACCAUGUCCCUGUGCCCAGGACUAUGUUGAUUCUUUGGAAAUUUAAAUAAGGAAUAAAUUCAUAACCCAAAA
Messenger RNA from Trichosurus vulpecula (common brushtail), 923 nucleotides. Its product is annotated as cytochrome c oxidase assembly factor 4 homolog, mitochondrial. Gene Ontology annotation, biological process: mitochondrial respiratory chain complex IV assembly. Gene Ontology annotation, cellular component: mitochondrial intermembrane space. The record is from RefSeq and is a predicted model, not a curated record. Lineage: Eukaryota; Metazoa; Chordata; Mammalia; Diprotodontia; Phalangeridae. The transcript is spliced from 2 exons. The coding region runs from base 328 to 594 and encodes 88 amino acids.